AUGGUCGACAUACCGCCUGAGAUUUGGUACCGCAUCGCCUUAUUCGUGCCCGACGAAGAGCUAUGUCAUCUCUUGGGAGUCAAUAAUGUGUUUUUUGAUUUAGCGAUGAACCUUCGAUGGAGAGAGGUCGCGAUUGAAACCAGGAGCACAAUCGAAGCUAUGCAUAUUCUCAAACGACUGUCUGAUCCAUAUGUCGCAGGGAGACUGCAUCACUUCCGAUUGCGUUUGACUCAUGUCAAAGCAAAGCACACGAGGGGCAACAGCAAUCGAGACAGGGGCAAAGACUUUAAGCAACUAAAACAACAUUUCUAUCUCAUCAUCAACCGUGUGUUCAAAAUCAAGCAUCGUGUGUCUAAUGAGAUAAACAUCGCUGCUGUAGAGAGGCUCGACCCUCAAUCUUCCAGGCCAACGUUUAGCGACGUCGUCAACGCAAUUGUGGCCGCGACGCCAUACUUUGUGAACGUCCGCGAGCUUACAAUUGAUUCAUGGGAUCUCCCUCCGUCAUACGGCAACCUCGAGACGCUAUUUUCCUCUUUCUGGACGUCAUUUGGAGAAAACCUCCAGUGUUUAUCGCUCGGGGGUAAUAUGGAAGGAUUCCGAGUGUUCAUCGAGUCGAAUCCACGGUUUAAACGAAUACAGACACUUCGAAUCGAGUUCACUAACAAUGUUUUCCGUGUCGAUCGAGAAAAGGACACUGCAAUUCUCGUGGACAUAGUUGUGCCUUUUAUCAAUGAACUAAAAGCUUCUCUCCAUAUGCUUCAAGUUUGGUCCUGGGCAAACUUGGAUCUAUCUUUCUUCUUCCAACGAUUAUCUGUCCCGCCUUUACUGAACCAUCUUAACAUCCGCAUGGCGUUUAAUAAGGUAUCAGACCCAUCUGGUCUGAAGCACCUCCUUUGCGAAGGCGCAAAGACCCUCGAAAGGGUUGACCUUCGUUUAAAUUCUUCCGGACUGCCUUUCAAUCAUACUUCGGAAGAGUCUCUGGGCCGCUGGCUUUCUCUCUGCACCGAAGACCCAAGAUGUUUUGCCAAUCUCCGUUACUUGGAUAUAUAUCCUACGAAUACAUUAGUCGGCACGGAUGUCCUGCUUACAUCUAUCAUACGAUCGUCUGGCACGUUGGCACAUUUGACGAUUCGAGAUCGAUAUUUUCAUCUACCCGAGGCAACUCUUGUGCUUGAGGCCGCCUCACGAUGCAGAAACUUGACCCAUCUGAGAAUGAACGUGUUGAGAUUGAAUGUCCCACUUCUUGACUUGCUAUCGGUUUAUGUUCCUAGCAUAACCAACCUUUGGCUUGCAGUCGGAGAGGCAUUUAAUAACAACGAGAAUGCCGGAAUUGGGCAAAAUUUCUUUCAUGAACUCCAACAACGGAGAUACAUGGACUGGAAGCUAAAAGAUCUUUCUAUUUCGCAAGGCGGUCAUGACGUCGAUAGGGAAACCUUAGAGGCCAUCGCAAAUUCUAUACCCUCAGUCAGUAGCUUUUUUGGAAGAGGCCAUAUGGAUAUUUCAUAA
Molecule: messenger RNA, 1506 nt
Organism: Psilocybe cubensis
Lineage: Eukaryota; Fungi; Basidiomycota; Agaricomycetes; Agaricales; Agrocybaceae
Exons: 3
Coding region: 1-1506 (501 amino acids)
Source: RefSeq, a predicted model, not a curated record